AUGGGAGGUGAGAAUGAUACUCUGGUUUCAGAAUUUCUACUUCUGGGAUUAUCAGAGGAACCAGAACUGCAGCCCCUCAUAUUUGGGCUUUUCCUCUCCAUGUACCUGAUCACUGUGCUUGGAAACCUGCUCAUCAUCCUGGCUGUCAGCUCAGACUCCCACCUCCACACACCCAUGUACUUUUUCCUCUGCAACCUGUCCUUGGUAGACAUCUGUUUCACCUCCACCACCGUCCCAAAGAUGCUGGUGAACAUCCAGUCACAGAACAAAGCCAUCACCUAUGAAGGCUGCAUCACACAGAUGUAUUUUUUUCUACUCUUUGGAGGACUGGAUGACUUCCUUCUAGCUGUGAUGGCCUAUGACAGGUAUGUGGCCAUCUGCCACCCCUUGCACUACAUGGUCAUCAUGAACUCCAGGCUCUGUGGACUGCUAGUCCUGGUGUCCUGGGGCAUGAGUGCCCUGAAUUCCUUGUUACAAAGUUUAAUUGUGUUGCCAUUGUCCUUCUGCACAAACUUGGAAAUCCCGCACUAUUUUUGUGAAUUCAAAUCGAUGCUUCAACUUGCCUGUUCUGACACCUUACUUAAUAACAUGGUGAUGUAUUUAGUAUCUGUGCUACUAGGUGGUGGUCCCCUUACUGGCAUAAUUUACUCAUACUCUAAGAUAGUGUCCUCCAUACGUGCAAUCUCAUCAGCUCAGGGGAAAUAUAAGGCAUUUUCUACAUGUGCCUCUCACCUCUCAGUUGUCUCCUUAUUUUAUGGUACAAUCCUAGGAGUGUACCUCAGCUCUGCUGUUACUCAAAGCUCAAAAUCAAGUUCAGUGGCCUCAGUGAUGUACACUGUGGUCACACCCAUGCUGAACCCCUUCAUCUACAGUCUCAGGAACAAAGACAUAAAGAGGGCCCUGAAAGGAUUCUAUGGGUUGUGA
Molecule: messenger RNA, 924 nt
Organism: Pipistrellus kuhlii (Kuhl's pipistrelle)
Lineage: Eukaryota; Metazoa; Chordata; Mammalia; Chiroptera; Vespertilionidae
Product: olfactory receptor 7A10-like
Exons: 2
Coding region: 1-924 (307 amino acids)
Biological process (GO): G protein-coupled receptor signaling pathway
Cellular component (GO): membrane
Molecular function (GO): G protein-coupled receptor activity; olfactory receptor activity
Source: RefSeq, a predicted model, not a curated record